Molecule: messenger RNA, 1797 nt
Organism: Cladophialophora psammophila CBS 110553
Lineage: Eukaryota; Fungi; Ascomycota; Eurotiomycetes; Chaetothyriales; Herpotrichiellaceae
Product: arginyl-tRNA synthetase
Exons: 2
Coding region: 1-1797 (598 amino acids)
Biological process (GO): mitochondrial translation; arginyl-tRNA aminoacylation
Cellular component (GO): mitochondrion
Molecular function (GO): arginine-tRNA ligase activity; ATP binding
Source: RefSeq, a predicted model, not a curated record
AUGGCUACAACUUCAGUCGAAGGUCUGUGUGGUUUUCUUCAAGCCAUGGGCAUCGAAAAUACGAGCUUUGUCUCCACAUCAACAGACCUUUAUACCAACCCACUGGCCAUCUACUUCUCGCAUCUAGCGGAACUCAUCGUACAACUCACCGAUUGUGAACAGCAGGUCGCCUACAAAUCGAUCUUCCCGAAAUCACCCCUCUUUGGACAUCCUGUCAACGAUGGAAUUAAUCUCCUGUUUUACUUCUCGAAUAGCAACCUCGCCCGUUUGCUAAUGUCCUAUGUCAUUGACCGUGGCGCUUCAUAUGGUAAUAAUCUGUUAACCGAAGCUCUGGUCGAGAAUGGUGUGGAUACGAAGGGGCAGAAGGUCAUUGUCGAGUUCUCAUCGCCAAACCUCGGAAAAGCAUUUACCGGCUUGCACUUGAGGAGUACGAUCAUUGGCGCGUUCAUCGCCUCUGUCUACGAGAGGCUGGGGUGGAACGUGACCAGAAUGACGUUUCUCGGUGACUGGGGGAAGCAUAUCGGACUUUUGGCUGCCGGCUGGUCCCGGUUUGGGUCUGACGAGCUAUUCGAUGCUGAUCCCUUGCGACAUCUGCUUGACGUCUACGCUCAGAUCGAGGAACUGUUCAAAAAGGAGCAGGAAGCUGCUAAGAAGGUUCAUGAAGGGGAAGACGACGCAGAAGUGAGCCACGAGAUCGAAGCAGAGAGAGACGAUUUCUUCAAGAAACUCGAGGACGGCGAUCCAGAUGCGCUGACCUUGUGGAAAAGGUUUCGCGAAGUCUGUAUUGAGCGGUAUACCGAGCUCUACGCCCGCCUUGGCGUCAGAUUCGACGAUUACUCAGGCGAGUCGGAUGUCUCUCACGAGGCCAUCGAAGAGGUUGAGAAUGCAUUGAAAGAGAACGGGGUCUACAGGGAGAGCGACGGUGCUUGGGUAAUUGAUAUCAGCAAGACCGACGAAAAGCAUGGAGCGGCCAUUGCGAGAUUUCGUAAUGGCACGACAACCUACUUGCUGAGGGAUAUUGCCACCGUGGUGGAGCGGAGCAAGAAAUAUUCCUUUGACAAGAUGAUCUACGUGGUCUCGGCGCGCCAGACCACUCAUUUCCAACAAGUCUUUAAGGCACUCGACUUGAUGGGUCGGUCCGAUCUGGCGCAGCGACUCGAACACAUCGGCUUUGGCGAUGUACAUGGUUUGUUGCCAAAGGAAGGAGCCAGCGGGCUCUUGCUCAGUGACAUCCUGGACCAAUGUCGAGAUGCGACCAAGCUGGCUCUGGACGCGGACGGAGAUACUCUCCAACUCUUUUCUGAGGAGGAUCCGGAGAGAGUUUUGAACGCUCUAGGUGCCAUCAAUCUUAUGGCUGAUGAUCUGUCAACCAGGCGCGGCGGUACGUUCAACUUUGACCUCAACAAACUGGCAAACCCAGGGGAUUAUACUGGUUUGAAUCUGCAGAAGUGGUACACGGGGCUCAGCUCAAAACUUAGCGGCGUGGAGAUCGACCGUGCAGAGCUGGAGAGCACAGACUACAGCAUGUUCGAAGGCGAAGACAAUGCCUACGCCGACAUUCUCAGACUUCUCGUCCAGUUCCCCGGAAUCGUGAAGACUUCUUUCGAGAAAUUGGAGUCCUCCCACAUUCUGACCUUUCUUUUCAACCUCGUCGAUCUCUUGCCAAAUGUCUGGGAAGACGAGGCUGAAGCUGAAGGUUCAUCUCGGAGCCUUGCCAAAUUGGCCUUCUACAAAUGCUUCCACGUUGUACUGGAGAACGGGAUGAGGACGCUGGGGUUGGCGCCUCUGACCGCCUGA